This is a messenger RNA of Diachasma alloeum, 14050 nucleotides long. RefSeq names its product dynein heavy chain 5, axonemal (gene Dhc1). Gene Ontology annotation, biological process: microtubule-based movement. Gene Ontology annotation, molecular function: ATP binding; minus-end-directed microtubule motor activity; ATP hydrolysis activity. The record is from RefSeq and is a predicted model, not a curated record. Gene Ontology annotation, cellular component: dynein complex. Lineage: Eukaryota; Metazoa; Arthropoda; Insecta; Hymenoptera; Braconidae.
AUGUUCGUACAGGGCCUCCGGGCUGGUGAAAGAUCCGAUGGUUCUGAUGAAGCCAGCGAGGACGAUGAUGAGCUCAGUGAUGAUGCCGUUCAGAAACGCCGCGAAGAAUGCGAGAGAAAAGCCCGUCGAGGGGAGAUGGAUCCCCGAUUGGAGUUCGCCUUUCAGCUCUUGAUGGAUGGCACAGGUUUGCCACGUCACGAGGUAAUGGACCAUGUAUUCGAAGGGGAUAUGCUGGACGAGAUAAAUCAGCUGUUUCUCCCACACAUGAGAUCAACCCUUGUAUGGUACUACCAGGUGACUGACGAGCCUGAACAGCAGCGGCCGAAUGACACGGGGCAGACAAUAAAGGGCAGUACAAGAGCAACUCCCGGUAAUCCAGCGCCGAAUAAAUCCAAGGAAGUGAAGGAGGCGAAGGAACCUAUCAAGAAGAAGCUUUUUUUGACUGAUGGGUGGCAGGUUCCAUGUACGGGAGUUUGCAUCUACAUGUUUCGAAUAAACACAUCCAAACAACUACCGGAAGAGGGCUUUCAAAAGGAUUUAUUCACUGGUGUCAUCAACAUACACAAGGUAGGCAUUAUAACAACCAUUCAGCGAGUGGUGGAGCACGUGUUCAUGGAUGCCCUAGCCCACCCGGGGGGUGAAGAGGAGGAAGACUGCCCGAUGAUAAAGAGUCUCCUACUACCAGGACUUAGAUCAUUCUGUAGUGCACUGAAGGUAUGUGAGCUUGUGCUUGAGGAGGGAAAUAUAUUCGACGACGGCGAGGCAAUGAUGGAGGAGGUCCACAAUUUCGAGACAGCUAAAGCCCUCGUCUCUAACAAAGGAGUCGAAAGGGUCGAGGAACGCGUGAGAAUAUGGAUUAAAAAGUUGAAAGAUUUCAUUCUAGAAAGCAAACAGGUGAGACGAGAGAACGAUAACUCAGGCCCACAACAGGAAUUGGAAUAUUGGAAACGCAGAGGAGCACAAUUUAGUCAAUUAGUCAAUAAACUUCAGGACACUGAAGUCAAAAUGUCUCUUCUGUGCCUCCAAGUUUCAAGGUCUAAGUUAAUCAAAGAGUGGGUCGAUGCUGAGGAUGAAGUGACGUAUUGUUACAAUGAAGCUAAGGACAACGCCAAGUUCAUUCAGGCCCUCGAGAAAUGCUGUCAUUGUUUGUAUCUUGACGAUCCAGUUAAGAUGAGAGACUCGUUGGUAUCCCUCCUGCAAACUGUUAGGCUCAUCUACAGCGUCUCGAGGUACUACAAUACUUCGGAAAGAACGUCAUCGUUGAUGGUGAAGAUCACGAAUCAGAUGAUCGUGGCAUGCAGGGACUACGUCACUACUAGAGGAAGGGAGACAAUUUGGGAAUUGGAGAGGGUGACAGCUAGAUCGAGGCUGAAACACUGCUUGAGGCUGAAUAAGGCGUACAGAGAGACUUACAGACUUGUUCGCUGUUCACCAGCGAUCACCGAACAGGAGUUUUCGUUCUCAGAGACGCAGGUGUUCGGUCGAUUCGACUCGUUCUGUUCACGAAUCCGAAAGAUAUUGACGAUGUUCGAUCUAAUUGACGAUUAUCAGAAGCUAUUUGAGAGAAGGAUGGAGGGUCUACUGCUAGGGGAAGCCUUGGAAGAGGCAACGCAUGCCUUUGAGGAAGCAAAGAAGAUCGCUACAGGCAAAUCUUAUGAUUACCUAGACCCAAGGAACACCGACUUCGACAGAGAUUACGACGUCUUCAUGGCUAAAACCGAUGCUUUGAAAGCCCACGUGGGCGAUAUUAUCGAGAAAAACUACACCGAUGUCUGGGAGACACCCCAGGGCAUUCGAUUUCUCACGAGGUUCGAGAAAGUCAGUAAGAAGAUUCCUCUCACAAAGUUGGAUGAGAAAUACUCCCUCGUUGUGAGGUACUGUGACAAGGAAGUUGAGAGGACUUUGAAGCUGUUCAAAAAGCAACGGGACGAUCCACCACUCUCCCGACACUUGCCACCAAUCGCCGGACGUCUCACUUGGGCGAAUUCCUUGAAAGUUCACUUGGACGAAUUGGCGAAUUCCGUGUCUAGUCAUCCUGUUUUGAGGACACUUCCCCUCACCGCGGACCUUGUGAGACGAUACAAUCAUGCUGUUACCAUACUUCUUCAAUAUCAAACGGAUAUUGCUGAAGUAUGGACUCAUCAGAAUUCCUGGGUGAUUGAAGACUGUCUCAAGAAGACUUUGCUUGCUAUCGACAAGGAGAUGAACAAGAUCAAGGUCAACCUCGAGGGGAGAAUUAUUCUGCUGCUCCGUGAGGCUGAUUGUUUGGCCAAGCUGAAGCUAGAGAUACCGAUAGUUGCGAAAACAAUUUUGGUCAAACGUGACCACUUCACUUUGAAACAUGAUUCCCUGCAAUUGGUCAUCGAGGAAUUCGUCUCCACUGCGCGAAGGGUCAAACUGGAGGUGAGACCCUUGCUGCUACCUCAUCUGGUGCGUGUUGCAUCGCUCUUGAUGCCUGGGUUGAAGACAUUAACAUGGACAAAGCCAGGAUGGCAGGACUUCUGCCAGCAAUGUAAACAAGAGAUCGGAAUAUUCGAUGUGUUGAUAACCAGAGUUCAUGAUGUGUACGCAAAUAGGAUUCUUCAGGUGCUUGUGAGCAUGCAGAAGAUCACCCUGCACGCAUUACCGGAGGACGAGCCCUGGUGUAUCGAAGAGUUUCUGGAGAAGACUGAAGAAGCCUGUAGAAUAGCAGCGAUUGAUCUUCAUCGGAGAAGCCAAAUGGUGGAAGAAGCUGUUGAGGAAGUCCUCCAAUUAGUGAAAAAUGCAGCAGAUAGCUUUAAAAAUACCGGUGAACCGGACAACUUCGAGUUAGCUAAUGGUGAUGGAGCACCCAGUCAAGACGGUAAUGAAGAUGGAUCUCAACAGCAGCAGGAUUGGACUGUUGUGUGGGCAUGUUUUGAUGAUCCACACCAGUUACUCACUGCUACUGGGGGUGGUCUUUCUAAGAAUAUGCAGGAAAUGGUGAAGAACGCUGUCUCCGAAAUGAGGAGAUAUUACUCGAGAAAAGUUGUUGAUGUGUUGAUUAAAGUAACAAGAAGCUCGUUGGAUGCUAUAAGACGUAGAUUCGUACAUGAGAUUAAUCCAGAGACGGCACCACGUCCUGUAUUCCUUCUGCAUGCAACCCUGAUGAUUCCGUCGGUGGUGGUGAAGCCGAGUCUCGAGGAGGUGCAGGAGACUCUCACUGUCGCUGGUAAAGCUAUUGCUGGGGUUUCCAAGGGUGUUGCACAGUGGAGUGCUGGGGGUCAUAAGAGUUCGUGGCGCGGGGCACCUUGGGCACCCAAGAAAAAUCUUAUGGACGUGGUGAUGAGAGCUCAGGUGCAUGCGGAAAGAAGACGCGACGAGGAGCCCGAGGAUCCAAAAAUCCGAAGGAGACGAUUAUUCAAAAUUGUCUCUGAAGAACGUCCGAGCUUUCCCAUUCAACAACGUAAUUUCCACAGUCUUGUCAUGGAGAAUAAGGAAGUCAUCAAAGUGUUAUCAAUGUUGAGCUCGUGUACACAAGAGUUGCGACAGGAUUUGACGGAAUUCUUGGAUCAGUGGACACCGUACAAGUAUCUGUGGAAGAAUGAACGAAGUAUGCGGGAACUUCUCAAUGUAUCGUUAUCGGAGUUUGAAAUUACUUUGAGGAAACACAGCGAACUUGAAGAUAAGUUGGCUACUGAAUUGGAUAUGACGUAUUUGGGGUCGGCAAUUGCAUUGCACACGGAGAAACUUAAGUUUGGUUUAUCUACGGAAAUUAAAAAUUCCACCCACAAGAUAGGGCAAGUGAUGAAGAAGAAAUAUCGCAGGGAGAUGGAGUACGUGUAUGCAGUUAUGAAUGAAAUGGAUAGAAAAUUGGAACGACAAAUUCGUGAUUUGGAUGACGUCAGACUGAUAAUGGAAACCCUGAAGAAAAUCCGGGAGCAGGAAGUCGAUAUGGAGCUGAGGAUCGAUCCCAUUGAAGAGGCAUUCAACAUUGUGACCCGUUACGAGGUGCCUGUUGAUCAGGAGUGUCUGGAGAUGGUGGAGACACUGCGAGAAUCCUGGGGACAGAUAUUGGCUCGGGCGCAUCAGAGCCACGUACUGCUGCUGCAACUCCAGCCGCAGUUUGAAGAAGAAUUGCGGAACAAUUUGGAGAAGUUUAGGAUCGAUAAUGAAGCUUACUGCGAGGAGUAUAGAACUAGCGGACCGAUGCAGACGGGAUUGACUCCCCGUGAAGCUUCAGAUCGUCAGAUUCUGUUUCAGAACAGGUUUGACGGGAUGUGGAGGAAACUUCAAGCUUACCAGAGCGGGGAAGAGCUCUUUGGUUUACCCAUUACUGAUUACCCAGAACUUUCGCAGAUUCGGAAGGAGUUGAAUCUACUCCAGAAAUUAUACAAGUUGUAUAAUGAUGUUAUUGAUAGAGUCAGCAGUUACUAUGAUAUACCUUGGGGGGAGGUAAACAUCGAAGAGAUCAACAAUGAGCUCAUGGAGUUCCAAAACCGCUGUCGAAAAUUGCCGAAAGGUUUGAAAGAGUGGCCAGCCUUUUUCGCCCUGAAGAAGACCAUAGACGACUUCAACGACAUGUGUCCACUCCUCGAGCUGAUGGCCAAUAAAGCGAUGAAGCCUCGUCACUGGCAGCGAAUCGUCGAGGUGACGGGUCACACCUUCGACCUCGAGAGCGAAGGCUUUUGUCUGAAGAACAUCCUAGAAGCGCCUUUACUGAAGUACAAAGAGGACAUCGAGGACAUCUGCAUCUCUGCGAUGAAGGAGAAAGAUAUAGAGGCGAAGCUGCGCCAAGUCGUCAACGAGUGGUCUUCACACGAGUUGACCUUCAUGACGUUUAACAACCGAGGGGAAUUGCUGUUGCGAGGUGAUACAACAGCGGAGACAAUCGGCCAGCUGGAGGACAGCCUCAUGGUUCUAGGAUCGUUAAUGUCCAAUCGCUACAACGCACCGUUCAAGAAGCAAAUCCAGCAGUGGCUGUCCGAUCUCUCUAAUACGAACGAGAUCCUGGAGCGUUGGCUGCUGGUGCAGAACAUGUGGGUCUACCUCGAGGCUGUCUUCGUCGGCGGCGACAUCGCCAAGCAGUUGCCCAAGGAGGCUAAGAGGUUCAGCAAAAUCGACAAGAGUUGGCAGAAGAUAAUGCAACGGGCACACGAGACACCAGGCGUCGUCCCCUGCUGCGUCGGUGAUGACCUCCUGAAGCAACUUCUUCCUCAUCUUCAGGAGCAAUUGGAACUCUGCCAGAAGUCCUUGAGCGGAUACUUGGAGAAGAAACGAAUGAUGUUCCCACGAUUCUUCUUCGUGUCAGAUCCAGCCCUGUUGGAAAUCCUUGGACAAGCCUCGGACUCCCACACUAUCCAAAAUCACCUGCUGUCGAUAUUCGAUAACACGAGGUUCGUCAAGUUCCACGACAUCGAGUACAACAAGAUGACAGCUAUAGUCUCAUCCGAAGGUGAAAUCAUAGUUCUAGAGAGGGCUGUGAGAGCUGAAGGAUCCGUGGAAACGUGGUUGAUGCAACUCCUGCAAACAUCGCAGCAAUCUCUGCACUCGAUAAUUCGUCAAGCAAACCUCAUGAUGAACGAUCAGAACUUCAAUCUCCUCUCGUUUCUUGAGAAGAUGGCUGCGCAGGUGGGUCUUCUUGGGAUCCAAAUGAUAUGGACGAGAGACGCGGAAGUCGCAUUGAUGCAGGCACGUGCCGACAAGAAGAUCAUGGGAGAAACCAACAAUCGCUUCCUCGAAUUACUGAACACCUUGAUCGACCAAACAACCAGAGACUUGACCAAGAUCGACAGAACGAAAUUCGAGACACUCAUCACGAUUCAUGUGCAUCAACGAGAUAUUUUCGAUACCAUGUGUCGACUGAACGUGCGAACAGUGACCGAUUUCGAGUGGUUGAAGCAGUGUCGCUUCUACUUCAAAGAAGACCUGGACAAAACUAACAUCCACAUCACAGACGUUCAAUUCAUUUAUCAGAACGAGUACUUGGGCUGCACAGAACGCUUGGUGAUCACACCUUUGACAGACAGAUGUUAUAUCACACUAGCUCAGGCCCUCUCGAUGUCAAUGGGAGGUUCCCCCUGCGGCCCCGCUGGGACCGGAAAGACGGAGACCGUCAAGGACAUGGGUAAAACCCUUGCCAAGUACGUCGUAGUCUUCAACUGCUCAGAUCAGAUGGAUUAUCGGGGAUUGGGAAGAAUAUACAAAGGUCUGGCUCAAAGCGGAAGUUGGGGGUGCUUCGAUGAGUUCAACAGAAUCGAAUUACCAGUCCUCUCAGUAGCCGCCCAACAAGUGGCCGUCGUCCUAGCAGCGAAGAAAGAGAAGAAGAAGCAGUUCAUCUUCACGGAUGGUGACCAAAUAGAGAUGUGCCCCGAGCUCGGAAUCUUCAUCACCAUGAAUCCUGGUUACGCCGGCAGAAAAGAACUCCCGGAAAAUCUGAAAAUACAGUUCCGAACAGUUGCCAUGAUGGUGCCAGAUCGACAGAUUAUCAUUCGAGUGAAACUCGCCAGUUGUGGGUUUUUGGAGAACAUAACGCUAGCCAGGAAGUUUUACACUCUGUAUAAACUGUGUGAGGAGCAGCUGACUAAGCAAGUUCAUUACGAUUUUGGGUUGAGGAAUAUAUUGUCGGUUUUGAGAACUCUGGGGGCGGCAAAGAGGGUCAACAGCAAGGAUACUGAGAGCACCAUUGUGAUGAGGGUCUUACGAGACAUGAAUUUAUCGAAAUUGAUAGAUGAAGACGAGCCCUUAUUCAUCUCCCUAGUCGCUGAUCUCUUCCCUAAUCAAGCGUUAGAGAAGACGUCUUAUCCUGAACUGGAGACGGCAAUCGAUAGUCAGGUGCAGGAAGACGGUCUCGUGUACCAUCCGCCCUGGGUCUUGAAGUUGAUCCAACUGUACGAGACCCAACGCGUCCGGCAUGGAAUAAUGACACUAGGGCCUGAAGGUGCUGGCAAAACCACUUGCAUCCACACAUUGAUGAAGGCCCUCACGCAAAUGGGAGCUUAUCACCGGGAAAUGCGAAUGAAUCCUAAGAGUAUAACAGCAGCCCAGAUGUUUGGACGACUAGAUGUAGCCACGAAUGACUGGACGGAUGGAAUAUUUUCAGCUCUCUGGAGAAAAACCCUGAAGUUGAAGAAGGAUGAGCAUGUCUGGCUGGUUCUUGAUGGCCCAGUAGACAGUAUCUGGAUCGAGAACUUGAAUUCAGUUCUGGAUGACAAUAAAACCCUGACUCUGGCCAACGGUGAUCGUCUGUCGAUGGCUCCAACCUGCAAGAUUAUAUUCGAACCUCACAAUAUCGAUAAUGCAAGCCCUGCCACAGUCUCCAGGAAUGGCAUGGUCUACAUGAGCUCUUCUGGUUUGGAUUGGAGACCAGUCGUCACCGCGUGGCUUAAAAACCGAACUCCGCUCGAGCAGAAUGUCCUCGACAAAGCCUUCGACGAGUCGUUCCUUCAGAUCUACACAUGGUGUACGCAGACCCUGGUGCUAACUAUAAAAGUACUGCAGACUAAUAUCGUCAGGCAGAUGCUGUGCUUGCUGGAAGGAAUGGUCCCACCGGAAGUCCCUCCCGAAGAGGUCGACGAUGACGAUGACGAACGGGACAAGCCUCAGCCGAUGACAGCAGAACGCCUAAAACGUCUCUACAUAUUCGCGUUAAUCUGGGGAAUCGGUGCAUUACUUGAAACUUCAGAUAGAUUGAAGUUCGAUGAAUACCUGAAUACUAACUUCGGAAAUCUAGACCUCCCGAAGUCCGAGAAAUACCCGGAAGCCAGACUUUUCGAUUUCUACGUGAACGACAAGGGCAAAUGGGACACCUGGACCACACUAGUCACCAAUUACACAUAUCCCGAUUACGCAACCCCAGAUUACAGCAGCAUCCUCGUGCCAAUCGUUGAUAACGUGAGGAUUCAGUAUCUGAUUGAUAUGAUCGGUAAGAAGGACAGAGCGGUGUUGUUGAUCGGUGAGCAGGGUUCAGCGAAGACAGUCAUGAUGAAGUCCUACAUGAAGGGGACUAAUCCUGACACAACGCUGGGGCGAUCCUUCAACUUCAGUUCGGCUACGACACCCUAUCAAUUCCAAAAGACCAUUGAGAGCUACGUAGAGAAGAGGAUGGGCAAUACGUUUGGUCCACCUGGUGGGAAGAAGAUGCUGAUCUUCGUGGACGACAUCAAUCUGCCCGAGAUCAAUGAAUGGGGCGAUCAAAUCACCAACGAGAUCGUCCGUCAGACCAUGGACAUGAAGGGCUUCUACUCCUUGGAGAAGCCAGGGGAUUUCACGACGAUCGUUGACGUGACGUUUCUGGGAGCUAUGGGUCAGCCAGGAGGUGGAAGAAACGACAUCCCCUCUAGGUUGAAGAGACAAUUCUGCAUAUUCAAUUGCACUCUCCCCAACGACGCAUCUAUCGAUAAAAUUUUUAGCGUCCUCGGUGAGGGGCAUUACAACGCCAAGAGGGGGUUCUCAACGGAAGUGAGGAUGCUGAUCAAGAAGAUGGUGCCUUUGACGAGACUACUGUGGCAGAGGACGAGAGUAAAAUUGCUGCCAACACCAGCUAAAUUUCAUUACGUUUUUAACCUACGUGACUUAUCGAGAAUUUGGCAGGGCAUGAUCGGCACACUAUCAACGGUGAUUGAGAAGGAGAGUCACCUUAUGCUCCUGUGGAGGCACGAGUGCAGCCGAGUCUUCAGUGAUCGCUUCACCAUUCAGGCGGACAAGGACUGGUUCGACCAGGAGGUCAACGACAUCGUCGUCGAAUACCUCGGUGAACAGUACACAGAAAUGAUGGGGAAGAACCCAGCAUUCGUGGAUUUUAUGAGAGACGCCCCAGAGCCAACCGGUGAAGAGGGUGAGGACGCCGACAUGGAGCUGCCAAAGGUCUACGAGCCAGUGUUCGAUGACCAGACACUUCGGGAUAGACUCGAAAUGUUCCUCGCUCAGUUUAACGAAAUGCAGAGGGGCGCUGGCAUGGACUUGGUGUUUUUCCCAGAUGCAAUGCUGCACCUGGUGAAGGUCUCACGAGUCAUCAGACAUCCUCGCGGGAAUGUGAUGCUUGUAGGUGUUGGUGGCUCUGGAAAACAGAGUCUCACCAAGCUAUCGUCGUUUAUCGCUGGAUACAAAACAUUCCAGAUUACCCUCACACGAUCCUACAAUGUAACUAAUUUCCUCGAGGAUUUGAAGUUUCUCUAUCGAUCUUGCGGAGGACAAGGGAAGGGCACAACCUUCAUAUUCACGGAUUUGGAUAUCAAGGAGGAGGGCUUCCUGGAGUACUUGAACAACAUUCUGAGCUCUGGGGUCAUCAGCAAUCUGUUUACCAGAGACGAACAGACGGAGAUUAUUCAGGAAUUAACACCGAUCAUGAAACGAGAGAAUCCAAAAAGAACUCUGAAUAACGAACUCGUCAUGGAAUACUUCCUCCAAAGGACCUGUCAAAAUCUUCACGUUGUCUUCUGCUUCUCACCGGUUGGUGAAAAAUUCCGUAAUCGGGCGCAGAGGUUUCCGGCACUGAUUUCCGGCUGCACUAUCGAUUGGUUUCAACCUUGGCCACGUGAUGCUCUGGUACUCGUUGCAGACCACUUUCUUCAUGACUUCGAAAUCGCGUGCAGUCCAGAAGUGAAGAAACAACUUGUCACUGCUUUGGGUUCGAUUCAAGACGUCGUUUCAGAAACAUCUGCCGAGUACUUCCAGCGAUUCAGGAGAGCCACUCACGUCACGCCAAAAUCAUAUCUCAAUUUCAUAGGAGGAUACAAGAAUAUCUAUCGAGCUAAGCAACACGAGUUGGGAGAAGGUGCUCGAAGAAUGGACACUGGCCUAGCAAAACUCGAGGAAGCCUCGAUAUCUGUAGAACUCCUGAAACGAGAUCUUGCUGUGAUGGAGCAGGAAUUGGUUACAGCAUCGAAAAAAGCCGAAACAGUACUUCUAGAAGUGACUGAGAGAGCCACACAAGCAGAGUCAUUCAAGAACCAGGUGCAAAAGGUCAAGGAAAAGGCAGAAGCCCUGGUGGCCAACAUCGCCGAGGAGAAGGCGCUCGCAGAGCAGAAAUUGGAAGCUGCAAAGCCGGCUUUGGAGGAGGCAGAGGCUGCCCUGAACACAAUAAAACCAGCGCACAUUGCUACCGUUCGAAAGCUGGGGCGACCCCCGCACUUGAUCAUGAGGAUCAUGGACUGCGUCCUGAUUCUCUUCCAGAGGAAGAUCAGCCUGGUGAUUCCAGACCCAACUGCCAUGUGUCCAAAGCCCUCUUGGGCGGAGUCUCUGAAGAUGAUGGCGAGCACGACAUUCCUCCUCCAGCUCCAGAAUUACCCAAAAGACAUCAUUAACAACGAAAUGGUGGAGCUCUUGCAGCCGUACUUCAAAAUGGAGGACUACAACAUGGAAACGGCUCGACGAGUGUGCGGCGACGUAGCUGGAUUGCUCUCGUGGACGAAGGCCAUGGCCUUUUUCCACUCUGUUAAUAAGGAGGUCCUCCCACUGAAAGCUAAUCUCACCCUGCAGGAGGCUAGGCUGAAGGUAGCGAUGGAGGAUCUUGCAGACGCGGAGAGGGAACUCUCCGAGAGAGAAAUGGCGCUGCAGGGGGUGAAGGCCCAGUACGACGCAGCUGUCUCCGAGAAACAGCGUCUCACCGAUGCUGCUAAUGUCUGUCUGAGGAAGAUGACAGCUGCUACAGCGUUGAUCAACGGUCUCGGUGGCGAGAAGAUUCGAUGGACCGAGCAAAGUGGAGAAUUCAAAAUUCAGCUGGGGAAACUCGUUGGGGAUGUCCUCCUGGCCACUGGGUUUCUGUCAUACUGCGGACCCUACAAUCAGCAAUAUCGAUCACGUCUGGUCAACUGUUGGAUGAACAUCUUGACAACGCGGGCUAUUCCAUUCACCAAGGACUUGAAUAUCAUCAGCAUGCUGGUGGACACCUCCACGAUAUCCGAGUGGACGCUUCAGGGACUGCCUAAUGAUGAACUGUCCGUUCAGAAUGCCCUGAUUGUCACCAAGUCGUCGUCGUAUCCCUUGCUGGUGGAUCCUCAAACCCAGGGAAAGAUGUGGAUCAAGAACAAAGAGACGUCUAAUGAUCUGCAGAUCACGUCCCUGAAUCACAAGUACUUCAGGACUCACUUGGAGGAUAGUCUCUCCUUGGGAAGACCACUUCUCAUCGAAGACGUUAAUGAGGAGCUUGAUCCGGUCAUCGAUAACGUUCUCGAGAAGAACUUCAUAAAGUCAGGAUCCAUCGAAAAAGUCAUCGUCGGGGACAAGGAGUGCGAUGUGAUGCCCGGGUUCAUGCUCUACAUAACAACUAAGCUUCCAAAUCCAGCUUACAGUCCUGAGACAUCAGCCAAGACCUCGAUAAUCGAUUUUACAGUGACGAUGCAGGGCCUUGAGGAUCAACUCCUGGGGCGAGUGAUCUUGAUGGAGAAGUCCGAGCUCGAAGCCGAACGUGUGGCAUUAUUUGAGUCCGUCAUGACGAAUCAGAGAUCCAUGAAGGAUUUGGAGAGCACUUUGCUACACAGAUUGACCUCGUCGGAGGGAUCUCUUGUUGAUGAUGAGGCACUCAUCGGUGUUCUGAGAGAGACUAAAUCAACAGCUGAAUCCGUCAACGAAAAACUUCAGGUUGCUGCCCUCACGGAGAAAAAAAUCACAAUUGCUAGGGAGGAGUUCCGAGCUGUUGCUGCUCGCGGCUCGAUUCUGUACUUCCUCAUCGUUGAAAUGAGCAACGUCAACGUCAUGUACCAGAACUCGUUGAAACAGUUCCUCACGAUAUUCGAUAACUCGAUCACUAAAUCAACUAAGAGCAACAUCGCGUCCGAGAGAAUUGAGAUAAUUUUGGGUCAUUUGACGUAUGAAGUGUGGGGAUUCACUUUGAGAAGUCUCUACGAACGUCACAAGUCCCUGUUCACUCUCAUGCUGGCCAUGAAAAUAGACUGCUAUCGAGGGGCGAUUUCCCAUGCUGAGUUCAUGGCCUUUAUCAAGGGUGGAGCAUCUCUAGAUCUCAAUGCGGUGGCUCCCAAACCCUUUCGCUGGAUCCUGGAUAUCACCUGGUUGAAUCUCGUCGAAAUUAACAAACUGGAGGUUUUCUCUGAGAUACUGACGAAAAUUGAGUUUUCGGAGAGGGAAUGGCGACUGUGGUACGAGAAGGAAAGACCGGAAGAGGAGGAACUGCCCUGUGGCUAUCAGAAGAGUUUGGACGUCUUCAGGAAGCUCUUGCUGAUCAGAUCCUGGAGUCCGGACAGAACUCUGUCCCAAGCGAAGCGAUAUAUCGUGGAAUCACUUGGCAAGGAAUACGGCGAAGCCAAGAUUCUGGAUCUCGAUGCGACGUGGGCUGAAUCUGAACCGGAGACUCCGUUAAUCUGUAUUUUAUCGAUCGGAUCGGACCCGAGUCCGUCGAUCACAGCUCUGGCUAAACAGAAGACUCUGCCGUUGCGAGCAGUGUCCAUGGGACAGGGCCAGGAGGUCAUUGCGAGAAAAUUGAUUACUGACGCUAUGAGCACUGGGGGUUGGGUGCUCCUGCAGAAUACUCAUCUGUCCCUGCCGUUCUGCACUGAAGCCAUGGAGACUCUGGUGGAGGCUGACAAUAUUCAUGAGACCUUUCGGCUGUGGCUCACCACUGAGGUCCACGCGCAGUUUCCCAUCGGGUUGCUGCAGAUGGCUAUCAAAUUCACUAAUGAACCUCCGCAGGGGAUUCGAGCCAGUCUGAAGAGGACUUAUCAGGGGGUGACUCAGGAUAUACUUGAUUACAGCACCCAGUCGCAGUGGCCACCUCUGCUCUAUGCUGUCGCUUUUCUUCACACUGUCGUUCAGGAGAGGAGGAAAUUUGGACCUCUUGGGUGGAAUAUUCCGUAUGAGUUCAAUCAGGCGGAUUUCGCUGCCUCUGUUCAGUUCAUUCAGAAUCAUCUGGAUGACAUGGACCCCAAGAAGGGAGUCUCUUGGCCUACUGUUUGUUAUAUGCUGGGGGAGGUUCAAUAUGGGGGUCGAGUCACCGACGAUUUCGACAAACGUCUGUUAACAACAUUCACCCACGUCUGGUUCUGCGACGUUCUCCUAAGGCCUGGUUUCGAGUUCUACAAGGGGUACAAAGUCCCUCAGACUCGAAUAAUCCAGGGCUACAUGGAGUAUAUCAACAAUCUACCUGCUACUGACACACCGGAAGUCUUCGGCCUGCACUCGAACGCCGAUAUAACGUACCAAAUAAACACGGCGAAGGGUAUUCUGGACACGAUUUUGAAUGUCCAGCCGAAGGAGGGUGGCUCGCAGGGGGGAGAAACUAGAGAGAGUGUUGUGUACAGAUUGGCAGACGACAUGCUAAGCAAAUUACCGAAACAGUAUAAUCCCUUCGAUGUCAGGGAUGCGUUGCAACGAAUGGGGGCUUUAUUACCGAUGAAUAUAUUUUUACGGCAGGAAGUGGACAGAAUGAGACGAGUGAUAGCCGAAGUUCACUCAACCCUGACAGAUCUAAAAUUAGCAAUCGACGGUACCAUCGUGAUGUCCCAGGGCUUGAAAAAAUCUCUAGAUUCCAUGUAUGAUGCGCGAAUACCCGAGAAGUGGCAGAAAAUAUCCUGGGAAUCAGCAACUCUUGGCUUUUGGUACACCGAGCUUCUGGAGAGGGAUGCGCAGUUCAGGCACUGGUGCAAUCAUGGCAGGCCGAAUGUCUUUUGGAUGACUGGAUUCUUCAAUUGCCAGGGGUUCCUAACAGCCAUGAGGCAGGAAGUCACGAGGGCGCACAAGGGAUGGGCACUGGACUCUGUGGUACUUCAGAAUCUUAUCACUCGGUAUAAUAAGGAAGAUAUAAGGGAACAGGUGCAGGAAGGCGUUUACGUCCAUGGCCUCUUCCUCGAGGGGGCGUCCCUCGAUCGCAAAUCGGGGAAAUUGGUUGAGAGCAAGGCGAAGGUCCUGUAUGAACAAAUGCCGGUCAUCUAUAUUUACGCUAUCAACACGACUGCUGGAAAAGACCCGAAACUGUACGAGUGCCCCAUUUAUAGGAAGCCUCAGAGGACAGAUCUCAAAUAUGUGGGCUCGAUAGACUUCGAGACAGACCACAACCCUCGGCAUUGGACGCUUCGAGGUGUUGCUCUUUUAUGUGACAUCAAGUAAAAAGAUGAAGUUUCAUUUAGAAAAUCACGUAUGA